UGAACAGAGCAGAAGGCUUAAAACAUCGACCCAUGAGUUAUGAUGUAUCUACAGUACUGAAGGGGGCGCACCAUGCGGAAAGACCACAGGGUCAGUCCCCACCCUGCUGAUAUUGUAGACUUGCUCAUCCAGCCAGUGCCGGGUAGACCAACUUAUAGGCUAGCCAAAGAACGAUAACGAAAACUGAAAUACUUCAUGGACAACACUACCCACCCAAUCCAUUCCUCCCAAGAAUUCCUCCACAUCAUCAUGGACACCAGAAUAGAAGAGGAAGAGAUGAUGAUGAUUAUUCUUUGACAUAACAGCACUAUUUACAUCCCUAAACGCUGACUGAGCCAAAGAGACGAUGAUCACACUGCUGGAUGAACCAGGAUGGCGGGCACUCCAUGACACUAACAGAAGCAACACAGACAGCACCCUAAAAAUGCUGGAUAUUGCCUCACAAUCCAUAUACUCAAACAAAUAACCGAAAACCAAUGGGAUCCCCCAUAUCAGGAGUGUUAGCAGAAAAGAUUAGAAUGGAAAACGCUCCCCACUAUCCAACCCAAUUUCCGGGUCUGCUGUGUAGAGGACACCUUGAUGUUCUCACAUGCACAAGACUAGAAGAAACCCAGUGACAGACAAAUAUCCUCACCAGAGGAAGAGGACAAGAACACUUCCUCAGCUAUGGUAGAAUGUGAGAGCAACAGGGAACUCCAGACCAUUGUAUACAAAAUGUGUGCCACACAUAAGGACCAGAUGCCUUAUCACACCCAACAACUAUCCACCAACACCCGUAACAGAGGUGCAUCAGGACAUUAUUCAAACGAACCUCAACACACUGCAGCAACCUGGAACUGCUCAGAGCAGGCACGGAGCACUUAUACAGGAUUUUUGAAGGGAAUGGAUACCCAAAAAGCACAAUCUGCUAGUUGCCACAGGACAGGCUAUAACAAGCAGGUACAAUACAGUCAGACACACCAGUCACCCUACCGCAAAUGAGAAACCUAUCAGAGGUGGCCACAAGACACUUCAGACCCCGAGGUAUCAGGCUAGUCCACAAACCAACAACCACCUAUGACUGCUUUUGAUGAAUGCAUGGGAUCCCACACCCGGAACCAAUAUAAAAUACCAUGCAAGGAUAGUGAAAAACAUACAGGCCAAACUGGAAGAAAACUGACAACAAGGAUGCCCAAAUACCAACUAACCACCAAGAGACAUGACCAGUUCUCACUGAUUUUAGUACACAUGGACAAAGAAGGACACAAAUUUGACUGGGACAACACAUCCAUAACAGUACAAAGCAAACAGAGACAUGCUGGGGAAUUCCUGGAGGUCUGGAAUUUCAACUGGAACUCCAUCAACAAAUACAUUGAUCUGGACCCAAUAUACAAACCAGUGAAAAACAAAACCGCAAGUGACACCCACCACCCCAGCAAACCGAGGCAUAUAAAUAACAAGCAGGACAGAACACCAACACUUCACUGGAGGCACUCUGACGAUGUUACCUAGCAGGCAGAAGAAACAUCUGCAAUCAAACACACUGUCGUGGCGAGCAAGUCUAAAACAUGCACAACCUGAGCUGUUUCGUGACCAUGCUAGGUGGUAUUAUCAGUGGAGCUUCCGAUGAAGCGAUGUUCUUCUACUCCGCUUGGAAUUUACACUGUCCGGUCUGUUAUGGGUGUUGGUGCAGGUGGUUACAGCAUUGCACAUGGAUAACAAGGCAGAAUCAUCUAGACUGCAAAAUGAAAAUAUCUGUCAUUCUCCAUCACCACAGGCUUUGUUAGAGCAAUUGGUGAUGGGACAUAAGACCAAAAGUCAAUGACGUUAACAUCCAAUCCAGCCCAGUUGUUAUUAUGAACUGAACAUGCUAUAUUGAAUGGGGUUAACUGGAACUGUUUGUUCAGUGACUGUGAUUAACGUCAGUCUCUAUGGAUUCGAACUGUGUCGCAGGAGGCUUUCCCUCUUCUAUUACUAAGGGUCUCCAUUCACUGUGUUAUCCCAUAGUAUGAGCGGGAGCAUCAGCGACAGCACUAACAGGGAUCAGCAGCUGCAGAGAGAGGGGGAGGAGAGAUCAGAAUCUGCGAAUAAUAGACUGGAAUGUUACAACAAUGGACAGGGGUUUAUCCUGGAGUCUAUUCUUACUUACCGCAUCUUGGCCGACAUUACCACAUCGGAUACGAGGUGCACUGCUGAUUAUUCAGGCGGGUUACUAUCCCAUUCUCGCUAUUGUUGGUGUUCCUGUUAAUGUAGUGACGAUCUACGUCCUGCUUUACAAAGAUUGUGGAUUGUCUCCAUGUGUUAGACGUUACCUGGGGGCCAUGGCACUGGCGGAUCUACUGGUCAUUAUCCUCGACCUGAUAUUGAGACACAUUCCCAUUGUUUAUAACGAACAAUUUUAUUUCCUGUUCUCCAUCCCCGUGUGUAAUAUCCACGCCGUCCUGCUUUAUGCAGCCACCGACUGUUCUGUCUGGUUCACCGUCACUUUCACCUUUGAUCAAUUUGUGGCCAUUUGUUGCCAGAAGCUGAAAAGUAAAUAUUGUAGUGAGAAAACGGCGGCUGUGCUUCUGGGAACAGUGACUGUGCUGAGCUGUUUAAAGAACAUUUUCUGGUAUUUUAUGCUCACAGCUCGCUAUUUCCUGGUGAACAGUCCCUGGUUUUGUUAUGCAACUCUCGGUGUUUUUUUCUCUCGUUUCUGGAUCACAAUCGAGUUCCUCCACCACAUGCUGACCCCGACUCUCCCAUUUCUCCUGAUUCUGCUGCUCAAUGUUUUCACCGUCAGAUACAUUUUAGUGACCAGCAGAGCCCGCAGGAGACUCCGGGCUCACACCAAUGGGGACGUUCAGUGUGACACAGAAAUGAGAAAUCGAAAAAAAUCCAUCAUUUUACUGUUUGUGAUCUCGGCCAAUUUCAUCCUAUCAUGGGCAAUGUUAAUGGUGUAUUCUAUAUGGGUCCGGAUGUCUAAUUUGGGGUAUGACUCAAUGUAUCUAGAUGCCUUUGUGCAGGAAUUGGGUUUUAUGCUGCAGCUCCUCAGUUGCUGUGCAAACACCGUGAUUUAUGCCGUGACCCAAACUAAGUUCAGGCAGCAGCUGAAGAAUGUGCUGAAAUAUCCCAUUACCCAAAUUCAUCAAUCAAUCAAAUUCACUCAUUAAUCAAUCCAUCCAGGAUUUUCUCAUUUCAGUUCAAUGUUUCAGCAAUAAAGCAGCCUGUCGCUAUGGUAACAGACUGAGGGUAGUGCUGGCUUAUCAAACCUUAUCCCACAGGGGGUUACAGGGAAACAUGUCAAUGUUUCUCUCAACUCACAGGCCAAAGAGAAAAGGCACCAUUCCACUGACUGCAUCCGUAACUUCAAUAUGUAAUUAAUGU
This is a messenger RNA of Stegostoma tigrinum, 3345 nucleotides long. Its product is annotated as probable G-protein coupled receptor 139. Gene Ontology annotation, cellular component: membrane. The record is from RefSeq and is a predicted model, not a curated record. Gene Ontology annotation, molecular function: G protein-coupled receptor activity. Gene Ontology annotation, biological process: G protein-coupled receptor signaling pathway. Lineage: Eukaryota; Metazoa; Chordata; Chondrichthyes; Orectolobiformes; Stegostomatidae. Bases 2091 to 3131 code for a protein of 346 amino acids. The transcript is spliced from 4 exons.